Messenger RNA from Salvia hispanica, 1029 nucleotides. Its product is annotated as protein FAR1-RELATED SEQUENCE 5-like. Lineage: Eukaryota; Viridiplantae; Streptophyta; Magnoliopsida; Lamiales; Lamiaceae. The record is from RefSeq and is a predicted model, not a curated record.
GGUAGACCCGGUCUAUAGAGCCCUGAGCUGGAGACCAUGCGCCCAAAUUUACUUUCAAAUUCAGCCGCCGCCACCUCCGCCGUCGCCGUCGUAGUCCAACCACCGCCUUCAAUUGAAGAGAUGGAAAAUUCUGGAUUCGACCUCGAAAUCCAUGGAUCGGCUUGUGGAGAUAGUGAUGAGGAAGGAGUUGCACCGCCUCGUUCUGUUGGAGAAGUGGUUGAUGGGAAUGAGGGGCAGGAUGGGGGUCAUAUUUUGGAGCUGGAGAAGAAAUUGUUGGAGCAAGUUGUGUACAGUGAGGAGGAAGCGUAUAUGCUGUACUGUGAUUACGCGACUGCCAUGGGUUUCAAUGUCCGUAGGGGGAAGCAAUACUAUUUUAUGGGAACGAAGAGGGUCAGAUCAAAAACUUACUGCUGUUCAAAGGAAGGGGUUAAGGAUGAUAAAGCAGAUACCAGUGGUGUCUGUUACAAAAAGCCGGAAACGAGAACAGGAUGCAGAGCGAUGGUAUCUUUCGUUUGUGAUGAUAGUGGCCAAUGGAAGGUUUCUAGGUUCCAAAAGGAGCAUAAUCAUGAAAUGGCCCCAGCGUAUGCAAAGCCCUCGGUGAAAUCUGGCCAAGCUAUUUUAGCUGCGAAUGUGUAUGGGAGUGGCGGUGCUCUGGAGUCACUGAGUGAACACGAAAGAAUCCGGGAGCUAUCUUUACAACUAGCCAUUGCCAGAAAUCGUGCUGAAACUUCCGAGAAGUUGGCUGCUACAUACAAGCGGCAACUGCAUAUGAUUGUUGGGCACAUUGAAGAUCACAACCAGUCCCUAUCGAAGAAGAUUCAGAAAGCUCUGAACAACGUCGAACAAGUGGAAUCCGAAAAUCGGAAGAAGUUGUAGAGUUUGUAUAUCCAUGGAUGAGAUUGGUUCCAUAUAGUAGAGCUAACUCUAAAAGGGCCAUUGUUGUAAGGAGAGAUUGUCUGAGACCUGUUGCUUAUUUGUAUAUAUAUAACAUUAAUGCAUCAUAUUUAUAGUGAAUGUAUUUGAUGGUGA